Messenger RNA from Eremothecium sinecaudum, 2460 nucleotides. RefSeq names its product GTPase-activating protein AGE1 (gene AGE1). Lineage: Eukaryota; Fungi; Ascomycota; Saccharomycetes; Saccharomycetales; Saccharomycetaceae. Gene Ontology annotation, cellular component: endosome; trans-Golgi network. Gene Ontology annotation, biological process: intra-Golgi vesicle-mediated transport. Gene Ontology annotation, molecular function: GTPase activator activity. The record is from RefSeq and is a predicted model, not a curated record. The transcript has a single exon. Bases 1 to 2460 code for a protein of 819 amino acids.
AUGGGUAACAUCAAGAGUUCACUGCAGGAGUGCGUGGAAUUGGACGAUUCCGUAGUCUCCUUGGCAGCUGAAACGCCGUAUGGCUAUAAACAGAAAUUCAUUCUUGUUGGACGGAGGCUGUAUCUUCUCUUAGAUGGUUGGACGAUUGAGCAUGGUAAGUACAUUAUUACGCUGAAAACUGGGACAUAUGAGUCCAAUCUGGAGUGCAAACUUUUCGAUUCGAAGGGGAUGGAAACACCAGUUAGUUUAGAGGAGAUUAAGGGCUCAGGUAGUUACUUGCUAAGUCCACAUCCUAACCUGAGGGAGGGACGGUAUACGUUUUUAAUGAAUUAUGGCGAGAAAUGUGUUUGUAGGAUAAAUGUUUACUGUGAAAGACUGAAAAAGAACGAUAAUGACGAGCAGCUGGCGGCUGCGAUAGACAGUGAGCCUGUUGAGGAUAAGAAAGUGUUGGCGAACGGAAGUGCUGGUACAGAGGGCGGACUGCUGGUGCAUUCGGUCACGUUUCCAGACUCGAAGAGACUGGUGUCAAAUGAUCCUUUCCCAAGUUUCAUCCAGGAUGGUCCACAGUUCCGCACACAGUUAGCGACAUGGGAAUCUACGUUAUUUGUGCUGAGAUCGUAUUUAAAAACGUUAUAUAAGCGCUCAGCGAAGUUGAAGGAGCUGCUAUACUUGACUUCCAAGGCCUUUAGUGGUGUUUCGGAUGCUUUUAGUGAUAUUCAUGAUUUACUGAAGGACCAUCCGCUGUCUUCGUCAUAUAUGGAUAUUAUACUUGCGUCUUCUACGCUAUGUAUAUCGCAGUCUAGGAGACUGUCUUACAAGGCCAGCAUUACACAUGAGGAGCUAUUGAGGCCGUUACAGGAAUAUCUGAACACGAUAGACCUCAAGACAAUAACUAAUAACAAGAAGUUGUACCACGACCAGGCGAAGGAGUACUACUCAUAUGUUGGAAAGCAUCUUUCUCAGCGGACAGACAGUGCGCUUCUGCCUAAGCGAGUUCAGUUUGAACUGCAGCGCUAUGAUUAUUUUUAUUCAUUAUUGAAUUAUAUUAUGGGUUCACAUAGUCGCGAUUUUGCGGUGAUGCUAGCCAAGUUCCAAAUGUAUAUUGAUCCUAUUAAGAAGCCUACAAUCAUCCAACUUGCGAGACUCUAUCGAGCUAAUUAUCCUAAAUUUAUCAAACUAACGACUGAGGAACGGGAAAGACUUUCAAAUGUUAAUAAUUAUUCUGAUCUUAAUGAUUUUUACCACCUCAGUACCGAUAACACUUCAAGCACGCCUUUAAAAGAAGGUUUGCUUUGGUCAUAUAGGAAUAAUGGUUGGCAUAAACAAUGGGUAGUUCUACAAGGUUCUCAGCUUUCCGAAUAUUCCGAUUGGAAGACUGAGGCGAAGGUCCGAAGUCGUCCAUCUGUUAGUUUAACUUUUGCAUGUGUGAAGCGGUCAGCUAAGAAACCUAACGGUUUCGACAUUAUUACAACAAACUCUGAAGCCAGGUCUUUCCAGGCAGAAUCUGAAGAUGAAAUGAAGCAGUGGUUGCAGGUCCUCCAAUCAGCAGUAGGCGUAAUGAACAUAGAAGACUCGGAUGAGACAAGGGACCCGCUUACAAUAGUUAGGAAUACGGACCCAUCUAACUCCACAUGUUGUGACUGUCAUAGUGAUAAACUAGUUGAGUGGAUAUCCUUGAACUUGCUUUGCGUGGUUUGCAUAAAUUGCUCCGGUGUGCAUCGCUCACUUGGUGCACACGUAUCAAAAAUACGAUCUUUGACUCUGGACUCCUUUAACACUCGCGAAUCAAUGGAUCUACUGAAAUAUGUUUCAAAUUACUAUGUUAACAGCCUUUAUGAAGUGGAUAAACCUCCCCUCGAACCAACAGCUACGACAGCGGAAAGAACUGCAUACAUAACAGAAAAGUAUGCUGAUCGCGAUCAGAAGAGGCUCGGCGGGAGCCCGUCCAGACUGCGUGUAUCAUUGAUUAAAGCGAUACAUUUAGAAAGUAUUUAUUUGCUGCAGAAAUGUGUUGCUGAGGGAGUCUUACUCAGUGAUAGCUAUUGGGCACAAGCGUACGACGAUGAGUCUCUUUUCCAGUAUUCCUUGAAGCAUUAUGAGGGAACUAAAGAACAUCAAAUAUUCACAGUUACAGAGUUCUUGGUUUUAAAUGGCAUGCCUGUCGAUGAUUUUACAGAGUCACCCGAUUUAGCAUCCAAGUGGUCUCCAGCACAGUUAGAGUACUGGAAAAGCAAAUACCAAAGUCAUCACUGUAAGAAUGUCCAAGUGUCCCCGCAAAAGAUACCAGAAGCUGUAUACUCCUACAUUGCGCGAUCACCGACAUCCCCGGUGGUAAACAGUUACAAAAGGUGGAGCAUAGGCAGUAGUCCCGGGUCUAAUUACCAUUUUUCCCCUCCGAUAAUAGGAAAAAGGCACUUGAAGUUUCCCAAAAAGCCAAAGAAGAUUAAUCAAGAUGAAUAA